GUUUUCAGUCCCAUUUUGCCUCUUUGAAAGCUUCAACGUCCCACGAUUGCGCAGUGCAUUGUAGUGGAAGGGCUGCACGAUGGUUGGGGACGGAGCCCUGCUGCUGGGUUUGGUGGAGGAAUUUGUAACCGGACUGCAGGAUAGUAAGGCCGCUGACACAGCAACAGGAGUGAAGAAAGGACAGUUUGCCGUGUUAGAGCUGGUGGAAGCAUUGGGGUCAAGUUUAACAAGCUCUGAGCCUCGAACUAGGGGCCGUGGGAUCCAGCUCCUCUCCCAGGUGCUGCAGCAAUGCUGUACCAGCCUAUCGGAGAAAGAAGUUCAGGUCCUGACAGCUUUUUAUGAAAACAGACUAAAGGACCAUUAUGUGAUAACGCCUCAUGUCUUGCAGGGGCUCAAGGCCCUGACUCUGUGCCCUGUGUUGCCCACUGGACUGGCCAUCUCUAUCUUGAAGUCUCUGUUUCAGGAUGUCCAUGUGCAGUCUCUGAUGCAGACAGACCGGUCCUGUGUUUACAACAUCCUGAUCAACUUGAUGGAGUCUCGUGAGGAGGAGCUAAAGGGUCUGGGUGCAGAUUUUGUAUUCGGUUUUGUCCAAGCGAUAGAUGGUGAGAAGGACCCCAGGAACCUGCUGCUGGCCUUCCAGAUUGCCCAAAAUAUUCUGUACAGGAACUAUGAGCUGGGAAGUUUUACAGAGGAGCUGUUUGAAGUGACUUCUUGCUAUUUCCCCAUUGAUUUCAAUCCGCCUCCAAACGACCCCCAUGGAAUCAGUCGAGAGGAGCUGAUUCUGAGCCUUAGGGCAGUGCUGUCUGGCACGCCCAGGUUCGCUGAGUUCCUGCUGCCGCUGCUGAUCGAGAAGCUGGAUUCAGAUGUACAGAGCUCUAAGCUAGACUCCCUGCAGACGCUGGCAGCCUGCGCCGCUGGCUACGGACACAAAGAGCUGAAAGAAUUCCUGCCGAGUCUCUGGUCAUCAGUUCGCAGAGAGGUGUUCCAGACAGCUAGUGAGAAGGUGGAGAGUGCCGGCCUCUCUGCCCUGCGCUCCAUCACAGCCUGCCUCUCUUGCUCCGUCCUUGACUCUGAUUCAGAGGACUCGCUCAACACCUUCCUCGACUUGGUUCUCAAAGAUUGCCAACACCACCUCUGUGAGCCAGACCUGAAGUUGGUUUGGCCGAGUACAAAACUCCUGCAGACUGCUGCCAGCGCCUCCUACAGGGCGAGUUAUAAAAUAACAGCUGCAGUGGUGCCAUUGCUGCUGGAGCAGUACAACAACCACACACAGAAUGCUCAGCGGCGCACCCUGGUGGAAGUGUUACAGGGGUUCAUCCAGCCCCCACGGGGGAGCCACACUGAGGAGGGAGAUGAAAACCCUCUUACUGGUUACCGGCAGCCCCUGUGUGCCCUGGUGUUCUCAGCUCUCACAGAGUCAAGCCCCGCACUGCAGACUGCAGCCAUUCGGACCCUGACUGCCCUGGGGACCCAGCCAGGCCUGCUCUCUGGGGAGGAUAUUGAUCUUGCUGCUGAUCACCUGACUCGACUGGUCCUGCGGGAGGAGGAGCCACAGACCUGCUCCGCAGCGAUGGAAGCUGCUGGCUCUCUGGCUCGUCUGCACCCCACCGCCUUCGCCUCCAGGAUGGUCCCGGCUCUAAAACAAGAGAUCUUAUCGGAAGCAAUGGAGGAGUGCGAGGGCCGCCCCACUGCACAGUCCCAGCAGGCACUGCGGCAGCGCAGUCUGAAAACUCUGUCGACGGUAUCAACUCACCCCAGCCUUGUCCAGGAGACUGUGCCUAUCCUACUGCAGGCCCUCAGCGUCUCCCACAAAGGAAGUUCCAGUUUUGAGCUGGAGGAAGUGGUGUCUGCAUGUCGUAGCCUACAGCAAAUCGCAGAGCUUGCCAAAGACAGUGAGGAGAGCGGCCGCUACUUCCACCAGACUGUCAUCCCACGCUUGCUGGGGCUGGCAGUACAGGCCUCCCUACAGGGUGGAGGUGCCCCAAACCCCCUGACAGAGGAGAGGGUGCUGUCUGCUAUGGUUCCUAUCUUCAGUACUGCCUGUGGCUACCUUCACACACAGCUGGCUGCCCACACUGCAUCCCUGGUUCUUUCCCUUUUCUUGGAUGGAGAUACCUCCUUCCUGCCUGAGAAUAACAUCCCACAGCAAUUCCACCUGCUGAAGGAGCGAUCUAACGGCUGGCCAGAGACUCAACUGGUGUGUCUCCUGAUGGCGUGUGUCUGUUCAUUGCCUAAGAGCAUGGAAGUUCCCAAUACUGACCGCCUCUUGAGCGAAUUGGAGGAGCUGAGCUGUUCCUGUGUCCACCCCUUCACCCACACAUCGGCAGCAAAGUGUUUCGCUGGACUGGUCAACAAACACCCAGCAGGGGAGCAGCUGGACACUAUUUUGAAGCGAUCUGUGAAGAGGAUUGAGUCUGGACUGAGCAGUGACUCGCCAAACAGAAUACAGGUUUUCACUCUGCUGCUGUGGGUGUCCAAGGCACUCCUCCUGAGGUACCAUCCCCUAUCCACAACACUUACUGAUAAGCUCCUGUCUCUCCUGGUGGACAGAGAGCUGGGCUCCCUGGCUGCCGAUGGCUUUGCCCUUCUGAUGAAUGACUCGACGGAUGUUUUAAAUCGAGCGUGCCAUGCUGACGUGCGCAUGAUGUACCGGCAGAGAUUCUUCACAGAGACGGCACCCAAAUUAGUUCUGGGGUUCAAUUGCGCCCCUGAAGAAAGGAAAUCCAGCUACUUGAAGGCCCUGUCCCACAUCCUCAACAGCUUGCCCAGGCAGGUCCAGAUCACAGAGCUACCCUCUCUGCUGCCCCUCCUAUUGGAGGCAUUGUGUUGUCCAGACCAUGGUGUCCAGUUGUCAACCAUAUCAUGCCUACACCCCCUCCUCCUGGACACCCCGCAAGUCAUGACCUCACACCUGGAGACCCUCCUAAGCCGACUCCUGGGGCUGACCGCCAGCCCAGCUAUGAAAGUCCGGGUCAUAUCUCUGCAGUGCUUGAAGGCACUAACCAGGCUCCCUGAGCAUGUGGUGCUGCCGUCCCGCCCGCGGAUGCUCCGUGCUCUGGCUGUGCCUCUGGGUGAUAAGAAGCGGCUGGUGAGGAGGGAGGCAGUGCUUGCGCGAGGGGAAUGGUUUUUGCUGGGAAGCCCAGGAAGGUGAACUGGCACCUGGGAGACUUCUUGUAAGAUGGACAAUCUCACUAGAGAGGCCCGGGGAGUUGGGAGGGCUGCUCGGAUGCCCCCAUCUCUUAACCCAUGUCCAGACUCACUGAGACUCCGGACCCAGGCCUCCCGGGCCUUGCUGCACCAGAGCCUUUAACCCUCUUAUUAAUAUCUAGAAUUAAAACCUUUAUUUAACCUGCUAUUCAUAAAGAAGCACACCAAGACUGCACAGCUAAGUCUACUUCCAAGUGUCCCAGUCACAAAUAUGGGAACUUUUUAAAUGACAGAAGUAUUUGUUUUAAACUCAUGAGCACAGCCAAGGAAAUUAGAAAGUACUGUAAAGCCAUAAAUAUUUGCAACCAAAAUAUGACUAAUCACACCCAUAAAACCUAUUUUGCUCCAGAAAUGUUGGCGACCUGUUGCAAUAUAUGAAGUAUGUAUUGUUAGUGUAAUUUGAUAUUCUUUUUUUUCCCCCCCAUACGUGAAACAUGCAUAAAAGGCUUGCAAAUAUUUAUGACUUUACAGUAUACACAGUAUGUCUAUAAAUUAACAUGUCAAUAAAUUUUGGUUUUUUUUCUAAGAUUA
Molecule: messenger RNA, 3738 nt
Organism: Acipenser ruthenus (sterlet)
Lineage: Eukaryota; Metazoa; Chordata; Actinopteri; Acipenseriformes; Acipenseridae
Product: MMS19 nucleotide excision repair protein homolog
Exons: 31
Coding region: 80-3151 (1023 amino acids)
Biological process (GO): iron-sulfur cluster assembly
Cellular component (GO): MMXD complex; cytosolic [4Fe-4S] assembly targeting complex
Source: RefSeq, a predicted model, not a curated record